This is a messenger RNA of Exophiala bonariae, 3051 nucleotides long. RefSeq lists its product as uncharacterized. NCBI's taxonomy places the organism in Eukaryota, Fungi, Ascomycota, Eurotiomycetes, Chaetothyriales, Herpotrichiellaceae. The record is from RefSeq and is a predicted model, not a curated record. Bases 1 to 3051 code for a protein of 1016 amino acids. The transcript has a single exon.
AUGACUUCCAUUCUACGUUUGAAUAAAGACCGCUCUUCCUUCCUAUUCAGAAGGUCCGGCACCAAUGGCGGUGUCAACAAAGGCAAGCCCGAGCUCAUAUUGCCCGACAUUUCACGAAUCGAUGCUCAGUCGUUCUCAGACUUGUUCGACCAAUUUACCAACUAUCCUAGUCCAGAUGAACGAGCAGCACAACUCCUAGAAUCUGCAAACGCAGCGUUUUCGGUCUCUGCUAUACCAGGUUCCGCCAGAACAGAUUUGCGGUCACAGGCCUUGACAAACCAGAAGGCUUAUGGGCAUCAGUACAGCAACCUCCAUCUCGACAUCGUCCGGAACGACUCUACAGGCUCUUCCAGGUAUUCUCAAACCAGCCAACGGGAGAGUGACUUCUCUCCUCUGGUGACCAGACAGUCUUCAAGCUCAAGCUAUUCGCCCUGCCCUGAGCCGUGGGCCGAAGCCUCCCAAGCUCCAGCAACCAAGAAACGGCCGUCAAUCCGAAUCGUAAAAUCGAACCAACAAUUUUCUUCUCGCACCAGCAGUGGCUCCCACGAAGGCACCAAUCGUUCGAGAUCGAAAGCGCAGGUGCCACCUGUCAGUCCCGCCCUUCCAUCACCGUUAAAUCUUGACAAACCACUCCCUCCAGGUCCAGAUGAGACGAAGGUUGCGUCAUUAUCUGCACCAAAUCUACUUCUCAGCCACUCUAGCCAGCCCGUCAAAUCAGUGGGUCGACAAAGUCAAAAGUCACCACCAACGCCCAAACUCUCUCAGCAAACAUUUUCUCAUCCCGAGCGAACCACUUCUAUCAGGCGUGCCUCGACCGGGCAGUCGAUAUUGGAAUUGCCAGCCUGGACACCUAAGGCUAUCCGAGACGCACAGCGAGGCAAGGCAGCAGCACCCAACCACAGGAGGAAACGCUCCGCUUCGGAAAAUGUAGGCCUUCGAAAUACUACUCCUGCACUUCAGAAACGCCACACGAUGAACAUUGCACCUUCUUCCAUUCCGAUGUCAAAAUCCUUACAGGUUACUAGACGUCACCAGAGACAGUCACGAAGCCUAAUAUCGGCUACCACGGCGGAAAGUGUCAUCCACAGGAUCAUGAGCAAUUUGGACGACCUGGACGACCUAGCCUCCGCAGCAAUGGUUAGUAAGGGUUUCUUGAGGACAUUUCAGCGAAACGAAUCCAGCCUAGUCAGCCAUAUCAUCGCUAAAUCAUCGCGUCCUGCUUGGGAGCUCCGACGGAGCAUCUUAGCUCAAGAGGGCUCUGACAUUUUCACUUUGAAGGAUUUCAUGAAUGACUUCAAGACCCUUGCGACUGUUCGAGACCAUGCUCUCCAGCAGCACGCAUCAUCUUUUAAGCCGGCCACACUCGAGGGUUUGCUUGGACGCAGUGAGCAGAGAAGGGCUGAUAUUCAGAAUGCAUUCCUACGCAUCUGGACAUUUUGUGUCCUGUUUGGCAAUCAAGCGAAUGCGAUUCAGGCACAAGUUGAUUGGCUGAAUGGCACCCGAGCCGCGAAGAACAAGAAACGUGGACCAGGCUUCGGAAUUGGGAACGAUAAUGGCCUGAGCAUCGCCGAACUCGAAGAUAUCAAUGAAUUGUGGCAUUCCCUACAAAGUCUUCUUAGUGGUUUCCAUGGACGAGAGCAAGAAGCCAGACAAUUCGGUGUCUUCGACAACUGGGAAGUGGGCCAAAACACUUCAGAGCAGGAGCACCUGAAUGAGUGGAUUGCCUAUCUCGUAACACUUGGACCGCAGACCGUGCUUUCCGUUUCUUCUUGCUUGUUCGAACAAGCGAAUAUGCUGGGUCUCACGACGAAUUGGCCUGUGCCUCCUCCAGGACAGAGUCGGACUACUUUCCUUCUGACAGCCAUCUCGAGAGUUUAUCAAGACCGAGUGAUGGAAGAGGCCGCGCUGAAAGCUGCCAAAUUUUCCAUGCCAAGAGUUCCUUCUCACAGACCAACAAGAUCAUUCGAUGAGACACUAAACACUGCUCCCUCCAACUCGGGGACGGUGAUACUUGGCCACUCGUUGCGGAUCGACACUUCGAUGAAUAAGAGAAGACCAGUUUCAACUAUGAUUACGGCAAAUACCAGUCUCGAGAUUCGUCCCGAUUGUGAUCCCCAAAAUCUCGCUCCUGGGCCUGCUAACCUCCUACCCACAUCUCCUUCAGCGGAUCCAUCGGCUUUCUAUGGAUUAGCCACUGCGCCAACUGUAAGUGCAAAGCUUGGGGCCACGCUAUUUCCUAUGCACUAUGCAGUUCCAGGGCCGAAAGUACCUUUCCAACAACCAGAACGCGCUGCGAUGACAAAUUUUGAAGUGAUUGAUCCUGUCGAUAAAGCCAUGAAUAUACUUGUCAAAGAACUGGGGUUUGAAGAGACACGAGCGAGGAAAGCACUCGCCAUGUGUGAUAGCGGCUCCGGUAUCGACUUGGAGAAAGCUGUUGAGUUAUUAGCUGUUGAUGCAAAAGCUGUAACCCGACGUCCAGUUUCUCCAGUGGAGUUACCCACACCACAAGAUCUCAUCAGCCCGAAAGCAGCUAGAAAGAAUACCAAAGCUUACUGUAGCGGAUCUUGCAAGACUGGGAAUACAACACCUCAUUCAAGGCAUAGAUCGACAGGAAGUGCCUCUAUUGCCUCAGUCAGCCCAAUGUCGAUUAAAGAAGAGACCCAAUGGCCCAGUACAGUGGCGACUUUGUCGACUGAUAUGGAGACUGCAGUACGCACGAAAAAUGUAAGCUUCAAGGCAUGGAGAGUUCUUGCUAGAACAGAUGUACCGAAGAGAAGGAAUUCUGUUCUCGCAAUCGAAGAAUACCAGGCCAAGGUUGAGAGGAAGAAGAGCUUGCGGGCAACCAAAGUGGUUCCAGCCCCGAAGGUCAAAGAAGGAUUGAGCAAGAACUUGCUUGGUAUGGGUCUUGGAAUCGGCAGCUCCGUUGUCGCAAAGAACGCAGAAUCGCAACUGGAACACGCCCGAGCGAGGGAGAGGCUGAAGAAAGAACGGCCCGGGACGUUUUACCGGCCCCGGAACAACGCCAGUGCUCCGCUACUCGAUCGUGUGUGA